UACCAUUACAGAUAAAUGAGUGCAGUAACUAAUUAUAAUAUUUCUUUCUGCGGUUGUAUUAAUGAUAUUACAGAAAUCAGAAAUAUUGAAGGAAAUAAAAUAUGCCAUGUCUGACACUUUUAUAACCAUACUCAAGUAUGAGAAGAUGGCUUUCAAAUCCACGAAAACUAAUCUCUUGAUGGGAACGUGCUAUAAGGAUUGGGUUAAUGGUGGUUUUAAGAGCAAAAAAGAUUAUAUGUUUUCCUUCGGAAAGGGCAUAGUACAUGAGAUUAAUUAUUAAUUAUUUAAAUCCAUAAAUUUAGGAAGGUAGAUGGCUGAAAGAAAUUUGUAUGUUCCACGUGUCAAUCAGAUUGAUGCUAUAUAUCUGAACAAGGAUAUUACAAGGCUAAUACGGGAUAAUCUACUUGAAAAUCUACAAAAUAUAUCACCGAUUUUAUUUGCAAAAAUACAACCUGAAUUGGAUUUACUUGUACAGUCGGCAAUUUGGUUCGGCUCUGUUGGAAAACAGUGCUCCACAUUUGGUCAACAGUUACUUGUCGUAUCAUAUAAGUCUGAACAAUUGACUAUAUCUCGACUAUGUCUACAUUUUAUAUUAACUAUUUUACCAGGAUAUUUUAAAAAUGUAAAUGAACGUCGUAUAAUUAUUCGUGCUGAGUAUGUGCACCAAAUUAUCGAAUGGGGUCAAAAUGUGGCAUUGUUAUUUUCUGUUUUAAAUUUCUUUCGUUUCUUAAAAACUGGUCGGCGGCCUACUGUGGUAGAUUUUUUACUUGGUUUGGAUUAUAUUAGUUUACGGCACAAUCAGCGUCGUGAUAUAGGAUACAAAUAUCUUACUCGUGAAUUAUUGUGGGGCGGUUUUAUGGAGCUAUUGGGACAUCUACUGCCAAUAAUUAAUUUCAGAAAAAUACAACGCGUUUUUAAUUUCUCUUUAAAUAUUAUCAACUUAACCAACUUUAAAGCAAAGCCGUUACCGCUAAUCGACGAAAGAGAAGUUAAAUUGAAAACUAAUACAACUUGUACCUAUUGCAGUGAAAGACCAAGUAUUCCCCAUACGAUGGGUUGCUGUCACAUAUACUGCUAUUAUUGUUUGUCGGCCAAUAUUGAAACGGACGAAAAUUUUUGUUGCAUAGAAUGUGGAACCAGUCCGUUAAAUGGAAUUCACAAACUAUAGCUGUGUUAUUUAAGUACGAUGUAGUGAUUAAAAUGUAUAGAAAUGAGAAUUGAAAGUAUUUAUAAUUUUGUAUUGUCAAUUUGUUAAUUAAAACAUCAAAAUAACGUACGAAUAAAUAUGUUUAUUAGUAAUAUUUUGGAAUGUUCUACAUAUUCUCUCA
Messenger RNA from Ceratitis capitata (Mediterranean fruit fly), 1328 nucleotides. It is a transcript of the gene Pex2, whose product is annotated as peroxisome biogenesis factor 2. Gene Ontology annotation, biological process: protein import into peroxisome matrix. Gene Ontology annotation, molecular function: zinc ion binding. The record is from RefSeq and is a predicted model, not a curated record. The coding region runs from base 311 to 1168 and encodes 285 amino acids. The transcript has 5 exons. Lineage: Eukaryota; Metazoa; Arthropoda; Insecta; Diptera; Tephritidae. Gene Ontology annotation, cellular component: peroxisomal membrane.